CCUACGUGGAAACUCACAGAUCGUGGUUGCUUGCAAUGGCGUGGGAGACCGGCUUUGACUCUCUUCCCGAAGACUGCAUCUCUAGCGCUCUGUCCCUCACUACCCCCGAAGACGCUUGCCGCCUCUCGCUGACUGCGCCCACCUUCCGCUCCGCCGCCAUUUCCGACGCCGUAUGGGAGCGUUUCCUCCCGCCGGAUUACCGUGACAUCAUUUCUCGGUCUAGUAGCGCCGCCAAUUUGCUCGCUUCUGGCUCCAAGAGGGAUCUCUUCAUCCGCCUCUGCGAUCGCCCCGUCCUUAUAGACAAUGACACAAAGAGUUUUUCACUAGAGAAGAAGAGUGGGAAAAUAUGUUACAUGAUAGGUGCAAGGUCCCUUGAGAUUGUGUGGAGUGACACACCUAAAUAUUGGCAAUGGAUCUCUCACCCGCACUCCAGGUACAAACUACUGUACAAACUACUGCAUCAACAAAUGAUGUGACAUUAUUUAUAGCGGAAAUACUUCUCCCGCUCUAUGAUUAAUUUCUCACUUUCAUUCUUAAAAUGCUCUAAAAUUAAGUUCCUGUAUAUGGCGUAUCUUUUCGGCAAUAUUUGAGCGGUAAAGUAGUUUUCCAUCCUUAUGAAGAAAUAAACUCCCUAGUUAAUUACUAGUAUUAAUUUUCAUUAAUCAUAUUUAUCACAUAUACCGAAAUAUUUAGAUGUUCUUAUACUCUUUAUCUAUCAUAUUUAGCUUUGAUUAUUAUUUAUAAUCAAUCAAAUUUUCGUAGUAUGAUCCUGUGAGGCAAUUUUUUCACAUACACAUCCAUUUCAAUAAAAAUACUCUCCUUUCUAAAAAUGAAAAUCUCAUUUUUUUCAUUUGGAGGUGUUCGAGAUUAAAAUUUAUAUUUCCCCUUUUGGCAUUUUUAUUACAUAAAUUUCAAAUUUUUAACCUUUUUCUUUUAAAUUUACAAAUUUAUCUUCACUGUUUUUUCUAGAGAAGGUAAAAGGCAAGAGUUAUGAAGUUAUCUAGGAAUUUUAACACAAAUAAUUUUCAAUCUGAUGACAUAAAGAGCACGAGACUUCGAAUUUCGAACCAAGGAACUAUAUGUGAGAGAGAGAGAAAAUGUGUGUGUGUUAUCCUACGUAUGUAAUACUCCAUACUAAUUUAAAUAUUAUCAAUCAUAAUUAGCCUCACAUCGUUCAAGAUUUGUAAUUUGAAAUGAGGACUAUAUGUAGUAUAUAGGUAAUAGGAUCAUAUAAUCUGUAAUACAUGAUUGAUAAUCAUGUAAUACUCCAUAAAAGGGAAGCUUGUAUGAAGCUAAAUACUCUUUAGUCAAUCUAAAGUUUCACAUUAGUUUUUACACUGGUUUAUUGGGCGUGUUAUCUCAGAACCAAAUAAUAUAAUCAAUAAAGAUUUUUUAUCCAAACCCCACAAAUUUUUGGUUCAAGAUUAUAUGGUCCAUGCCAUCAAUCCAUAAUCAUUCCACAAAACCUUAGCUUCUUCAUAGCCCCGGUGGUCAAUCUUUUAAUUUUCUUGAAUUCUCACUUUACCAAAAUUGCGAUUAUGUUACAAACCAAUUGCAAUUAUAUAGUGCCUUCUCUCCCAUGUGGUUCCCACAUUUGACACUUUUUUUUGUUAUAGAUCUAUAUUUUGACCAAUGAACAUUUUUGACCAACGUGUUCAAGAAGCACAUUUUACUAAUAUUGUGUAGUAUACUUUGAGCCCGUUUGGAGAACUCUGUUUUCGGCUUAUCAGGCUUAUCAGCCAGCUUUUUCACCAAACACGUAACUUUUACUUUCGCGCGCUGAAUUGUGUAAUAAGCCGAAAAAGUAAGGUUGGAGUUACUUUUCUGGCUGUAUUGGCUGAAGUUACUGUAGAGGACCAUUUUAGCUAUUUUUACAUAUAAUUUUUUCUUUAAUUUAUUAAUAAAAUAUAUUUUUAAAAUAUUUUUUUCUUAAAUCAGCAGAAUCAGCCAAAACAGCCACUCCAGCCAGAAUAUCAUAAAUUUCAGCAGAAUCAACCAAAACAGCCGAUUUUGGUGCUACCAAACGGGCUCUUUAUAUACAUCUAUAGGAAUAUAUACUUUUAACAAUUAAAGAACAUUUUAAUGAGUGUUUAAGGAUAAGCGGUGCUCAUUAUUGGAACAUCUUAAAAGAAAGUGAUUUUUGAGCUCAUUGGGUAAAGGUAAAUAUGGCAUCAAUUGAUAAACUUAAUGGAGCUACUCAGAUUGUGCCAUAAUUAGAGUUUCAACAUAAUAAUGGAACAAAGGGUGUAUCUAUUGCUCUUCGAAUUUUGCGGAUUCUUCAGACUUCAGAGGGCACAUGCACAAAAAUAAAGUGGAUUUAGUUGUUUUCUCUUUAUGAAGUAGAAGAUACCUAUUAAGUCCUAUAACUUAUGUUGGUGGUCAUUAGUAAUUAUGUAGCUUCAUUGACUUGCAUGUCUCAUCAUGUAACUUAUAAAUUUAUUCGUAUUAAGACUUUGCUACCAUUAGAAUGCCUAUCAGAACCGACAUGUAUUUAGAUGGAAUUUGCACAUUCCAACAAAAAGGUCAAAUAGAGGAACUUAUUAGUUACAUGACAUAAUCUGCAAGUGAGUAAAAGUAUAUGACUAAUAGGUACAUGCAUGACAAUGUGAGUUAAUUACAAGGUUAGCUGAAUCAACAAUUUUUUCUCGUACCUAUGCUCUUCAUGCUAUUACGUGUGCUUGGAAUUUUUUUUUCUUUCCUUCUUUCUUUCAAUGAACGAAUAGGUUCCCCGAAGUUGCGGAGCUUUUAAGCGUGUGCUGGCUUGAAAUACGUGGCAACAUAAAUAGUAGAUUGCUGUCUCCCGACACUAACUACGCAGCUUACCUUGUAUUCACAUUACAAGCAAGGACUUAUGGCUUAGAAUACCAAUCAGUUGUUGCUUCAACUGAGAUUAUUAGUAAUGGAUAUGAAGAAGCUAAAAAGAUGACUAUUUAUUUGGAUGCACGUGGAGAUGAGAGUGUUGCAACUUACCCGCCAAUAGUACCUCGGAUGAGGACAUUCAGUCGCGGGUCUAGUUAUAGAGUCAGACGGGAAGAGAUGAAUGAGGCCUUUCAAAAUGACCCUGCAAAGCUCCCGAAGAGUAGAAGAGAUGGAUGGAUGGAAGUGGAGUUGGGUGAGUUUUUUGUCAAGAAUGGACAAAGUGCAGAUAUUGUUAUUAGCUUAAUGGAGAUAAAUAGCCAGUGGAAAUGUGGUUUGAUUGUCGAAGGACUCGAAAUUAGGCCAAAGGAAUAGGAUUAGUAGUUGUUAUUCAUGUCAUAUGUGGAUUAUUAACUCUUGUAAUGCAAUUAAGUGCGGGAAAACUAGCCAACCAAGUCAUUGUAAAUAGAAGCGGAUGUAAUGGUAAGUGCAUCUAAUACUCUUUUUGAGUUUUGCUUUAAUUUGAGAAUACCACGUUUACCUUCCGAAA
Cuscuta epithymum is the source of this 3406-nucleotide messenger RNA. The record is from the annotation of a GenBank genome assembly. NCBI's taxonomy places the organism in Eukaryota, Viridiplantae, Streptophyta, Magnoliopsida, Solanales, Convolvulaceae.